Humulus lupulus (European hop) is the source of this 1376-nucleotide messenger RNA. RefSeq lists its product as uncharacterized. The record is from RefSeq and is a predicted model, not a curated record. The coding region runs from base 59 to 1168 and encodes 369 amino acids. The transcript has 2 exons. Lineage: Eukaryota; Viridiplantae; Streptophyta; Magnoliopsida; Rosales; Cannabaceae.
UGCGUUCAGAACUCACACACACUCUCUCUCUCUCUCUCUAAUUCUCUCUGUUAGAGCCAUGGCUGAUAUUACAUGCUUCAAUGUCAAACCCUCUGAUUCUCUCUCUGUUGUUACGAAAGAAGAUACUCAAUCUCCGGGCAAAGUUUUCACUCUCCAACAAGACGAAGGUACAUCAAUGGAGAAAACAUGUCUCAUGUUCGAAUCAUUUCACUCCAUCUCCCAGAACGACGUCGUCCCAUAUCACGAAACCACCGAUUCCGGGUCUUCAAACUCUCUAACUACUGAUUUCAUUUCUGGGUCAUCUGAUUCCGAACAAACCAUUCAAGAAUCUCCGGUGAUUCACGAGGUGAGUCUUGUCUCUGAUCUUGCUUCUCUAAAAGAAAGCUCGUUCUCUGAUUCCUUUGAUAAAGAAGUGAAAGACUUCGAAUUGGGAAACGACAACAAGUUCUUGGGAAACGACGUUGAGGAGCUGGGUUGUCCUUUAGCUUUAGGUGCGGGAAAGAAGCAGUUAUUGGAAGAAGUUGAAGCCUCGAUUAUCAUGGCAGGCGAUUCUGUAUCGACUGGUGAAAUGAGAAAUGGUUUCCAAGAUGGGGAAAAAGCGAUUGAUUUUGAUCAUAUUCAAGUUCACACCAGCAACAAGUUCUGGGGAAACGACAAUGAAUUGGGCAGUCGUUUAAAGAUGAUCAACGAAGAUCCAAGAUGUUCUUUGGAGAUUCAAGUGGUUGAUGAAACCGCCUUGAUUGGACCAGUUUCAGUCCCCAAACUUGGGUGGAAGAUGGAAUUGGUUGCUCCUUCCAAAUCCUCAAAGGGUCAUGUGAACAAGAAUAGGAAGGAAGACUUUCUUGAGAAGGUGGUGAGAGGCUCUCCAAGAAGGCAUAAAGGAAGGAAAAAUGUCGCUUUAAAGAAAGGAGAUAGAAGCAAGAGGAUGUAUUCAAGGGAAGAAAUGGAAGCCUUGAGGUUUGUGAACAUUGUAGAACAGAGGAAGAUGUGGAAAGAUGUGCAUACCGGGCUUGGUCCUAUUGUACGGAAAGAGUAUGAUUGCUUGGUCAGCUCUAAGAAUCAGAGGAAUUUUCAAUUCAACUUUGCAAAGAAGAAUGAACCCACUUCAGUUCUAAGUGUGGUUGGUGCAAGGGGAAGAAGUAACCACAUGAAUGUGUUUGUGCAUUGAAGAAUGUCUCUUAAAGGCUUGUGAUGAUUCACAUAGUUGACAUAUAUAGAUGCUUUCUAGUAAUUGUUCUGUCACUAUUCUUUUAUUCUUUUUGAUUGUAUAGGCAUUUCUUCUUGUGAAGAAGGUUAUGUGUAACAUUUUUUCUUGGUUGGAAACUACUGAUGUUAAGACACAUUUGCUUUCUUAAUUGAAAAAUCUUCUAGCGACU